Vidua macroura (Pin-tailed whydah) is the source of this 3122-nucleotide messenger RNA. RefSeq names its product slingshot protein phosphatase 3 (gene SSH3). Gene Ontology annotation, cellular component: cytoplasm. The record is from RefSeq and is a predicted model, not a curated record. Gene Ontology annotation, molecular function: actin binding; protein tyrosine/serine/threonine phosphatase activity. Lineage: Eukaryota; Metazoa; Chordata; Aves; Passeriformes; Viduidae. Gene Ontology annotation, biological process: negative regulation of actin filament polymerization; actin cytoskeleton organization; protein dephosphorylation.
AUGGCGCUGGUGACGGUGCGGCGGGCGGGGGGCUCCGCCGGGGGCCCCGCGGAGGAAGAUGCUCCCAGACGUGGCCAACUGCAGCGACGGCAGAGCUUCGUCAUGGUCAAGGGGGCUGCGCGGCUCCUGCCCGCGGAGGAGCCCCCCCCAGCCGAGCCCCCCCCGGCCAAGCCCCCCUGCCAGGCCCCGGGACAGCAGGAGCAGCACCUGCACCUCAUGAUGCAGCUGCUGCGCCCCCAGGACGCCAUCCGGCUGGCGGUGCGGCUGGAGUCGGCGCGGCCGCGGCGGGUGCGGUACCUGCUGCUGGUGCGGCCGGAGGAGGCGGGAGCCGAGGCGGAGACGGCGCUGCUGGGAGUGGAUUUCGCCCACGAGGGGGCCACCCGCUGCACCCUGGGCAUGGUGCUGCCCCUCUGGAGCGACACCCAGGUGUUCCUCGACGGCGACGGGGGGUUCAGCGUGACGUCGGGGGGACAGACGCGCAUCUUCAAGCCCAUCUCUGUGCAGACCAUGUGGGCCGUGCUGCAGGAGCUGCACCGCGCCUGCGAGGACGCGGCCCGCGGCGGGCACAUCCCCGGCGGCCCCGCGCUGGCCUGGGCCCGCGGCUACGCGGCGGCGCUGGGCUCGGAGCAGAGCUGCCUCAACGAGUGGCUGGCCAUGGCCGACCUCGAGUCCGUGCGCCCCGCCUCGCCCACGCCUCUCCGGCCGGCCACGCCGGAGCUGUCGGAGCAGGCGGUGCGGGCGCUGCUGCGGGAGGUGAUGGCCACCGCCGACCUGGAGAACGUCACGUCCAAGGAGGUGCGGGAGGAGCUGGAGCGGCGCACGGGGCACAGCCUGGCCGAGCACAAGGAUUUCAUUGACAACGAGAUGCUGCUGGUGCUGGCGCAGAUGGAUCGGCCUUCCCGUGUCUUCCCGCACCUCUUCCUGGGCUCCGAGUGGAACGCAGCCAACCUGGAGGAGCUGCAGCAGAAUAGGGUCACCCACAUCCUGAACGUGGCGCGGGAGAUCGACAACUUCUUCCCGGCGCUGUUCACGUACAUGAACGUGCGGGUGUACGACGAGGAGGCGGCCGAGCUCCUGCCCCACUGGAACGACACUUUCCUGUUCCUCUCCCGCGUCCGGGCGGCGGGAGGCCGGGCGCUGGUGCACUGCCGGAUGGGGCUGAGCCGCUCGGCAGCCACGGUGCUGGCCUACGCCAUGAAGGAGUUCGGGUGGCCCCUGGAGCGGGCGCUGCGGCACGUCCGGCACUGCCGGCCCGGCGUCCUGCCCAACCCCGGCUUCAUGCGCCAGCUCGACUUCUACCAGGGCAUCCUGAGCGCCAGCCGGCACAGCAGCCUGUGGGAGCCCCGGGCAGCCGAGCAGGCGCCGCACACUGAAGAGGACACCUCGAGGGACACAAGUGGCGUGUCCCCACUGUCCUCCCCGCUGUCCUCCCCGCUAGCGUCCCCACAGCCCUCCGAGGAGGAGGCAGCUGGUGGGGGGCUGCUGGGGGCCUCUCGGCGCCCCCGCAUCUCCCUGUGCUCUGUCAUGCGGAGCAUCAGCCUGCUGGAGACCCCCGAGCCCCCCGAGCUGCUGGGGGAGCCCCUGGCCGGGGAGCAUGGGAUGACCCUGCUGUCCCCUCUCAGGUAUUUGAGGCCACGGAGGAAGCAGAGGGUCCCUCCCCGAGGUCACGACCCUCGUCUCGCCCGCGCCGGGUGGUGCGCCAGGCCAGCCUGGAUGGUGGCCCCGCCCCGUUUUGUGACCACACCCAUAGUGAGAGCUACACCCAGUGCCACACCCAUGCACUUGGCCACGCCCACACGGAUGAACCCAUUCCCUAAUUUGGUAGGCAUGGGACAGCUCCUCCUCACUGCCAUAGCAACAAGGGAGGGGCGUGGUCUACGCCUGGGGGCGUGGCCGUCGACCCGGCAUGCCCCGCCCACGCCCCGCCCACACUCUGGGGCUGGGAGUUGCCUCAGCCCCACACGCACAAACACGGACACCGCUCCUGCACUGGCAAUAAAGUGUGGAAAUGGCAGUUCCUGAUGGCUUUGUGACCCUGAGGAUCUGGAGGGUGGGCUGCUGUCAACAGGGGCCGGAGUGAACGCUUUGGGGGCACCGGGCGGGCACAGGGUCCCAGCGGCGCCAUGUUGUGCACCACGGAGAAAACUACAAGUCCCGGCGGCCUUUGCGCGAGAACAACAACUUCCGUGUUGCCAUGGCAACCGUCGCGGCCUAGGCCUGUACUGGCGCCUGGAGUGGAAUCAGGGUGGAGUUGGUGCUGGAAGCGACCCGAGGCCCGGCAGCGGAGGACUGAACCACACAGAGCCCGCAGCUCGCUGUGACCAUGGUGGAGGGGAAAGCCGGGUGCUCCCCCUGCCACCCCAUGAGAUGGCAUCAACCCCCUCCCACCAUGGUGUCGCUUCAUGUUACGUCACCCCUGACCCACAGGACACCUUCCACCAGCCCAGGCUGCUUCACACCCCAUCCAACCAGGCCUGGGACGCUUACAAGGCUGGGGCAGCCACAGCUUCUCGGGGCAAUCUGUACCAUGGCCUCACCACCCUCACCCUCACCACCACACCCUCAAAAUCCCACCUAAACCCACUCUCCCAGGAAGGAGGUUCCUGGCUGGAACUGCCCCUGAGGCUGCUGCUGUCCAUCUCCAUCUCCUUGGGCUGUACCUGUGGCUGGAGCCAUCCCAAACACUUCCCCCUUUCCUGGAACACCCACCAGGUUGUGACUGACCCUCUACCAAGGAAGGAGCAUGGGAAUCUCCCUCCUUCUUCCCACCAGGAGGGCACAACCCUGGGUUGGCUGGGUGUGGGAUGUUUGGUGGUCCACCCAAACACCUCCAUCCUGUGCCUAGCAGAGGAAUUAUGUCCUGUCUGUAGAAGAUAUCCAAGGGACUGCAGCUCCAAUAGCAGGACCAGAUCCAGCUGGAUAACACAAUCCAGAGGGUCGGGAGCCUGCAGUGCGAGUGGGAUGGGAGUUGUGGGUGGCCCUCACCCAUCCCACCCCAUCCCACCUCAUCCCACCCCAUCCCACCUUAUCCCAGGUUAUUGCCGGCUCCAAUGCUCCACUGAAGUCAAAACUCUACCUCUACACUAAUUCAUAAAUAGUAUCCAGUACUCAGUGUGUGAGGA